Messenger RNA from Schistosoma turkestanicum, 1668 nucleotides. Lineage: Eukaryota; Metazoa; Platyhelminthes; Trematoda; Strigeidida; Schistosomatidae. The record is from the annotation of a GenBank genome assembly.
AUGUACUUAGCUAAUAAUUAUGCAAUAAUUAACUUUCUAAUUUUACUGAAAUUAUUUUACAUCAGUGCUUAUAAUCUGCAAUGGUGCACUUUUGAAGUACCUAUAGUGAAACAUCCUACAAAUUGUUCAGUUCUACGUGAAUGGAUUUCGUAUCAACGUCAUAAAUACAUACUACUUAAUCCAAGUGAGGUACAGGCUUCAUUUAGUUUAACCUGUCCAGUAUGUCCAGGUGAGCAUACAUCGAGUUUUGAAUGGUUUUUCAUAGUGCCUAAAAAAAGAUCUGGAUUAUUUGUUUUCCAGACACAAACUGUUUUUGAAGAUUAUUUGGACACCUCGUAUUCACGAUUAAGAGCACUUGCAAAUCGUCAGCGUACAGAUCUAUGUGUCACUAGACGUGAUUUACAAAUGGUCGGACGAGAUGUUUAUGUUCUUUAUAAUACGGCUACUUAUAUCUGUAAACGUCGAGGAAUUCAACUUCAUCCAGCCAAUUAUAUUUAUAAUCAUGUUUAUUACAUUGAAUCAUUCAAGUCAAAAUCCAUUGAAUAUAAAAUUCCAGAUAUUUCUUUUCAAUUGAACAGAGUUUCUAAUCUGCAUGAGUUAUAUACUGUAAAAGAUAGAGUAGACUAUUUUCUAAAUCGACUGGCAGAUGUUCAAACUAGAGAUUACACUUGGACAAUCAUCACAUAUAAAGAACAUAUUGAAGGUGGUAAUAUAAGACAGUGUGGCAGACAGUGGAUUCAUUAUUAUAGACGGUGUUAUCAGAAUAUAUCACAGCACAUUAUAAGUCAACGCUGUAAAAAUUGUUUUAUGUAUCAUGUUAAACUAUAUACGUUACCAUUUGCGCGUUUAGUAACCUUGUACAAUAUAGGACUUGAAGGCGCAAAACAAUUAGCUAUGAGAAAAGCUAAACGUCUUGGAUUCCAUUUAUACGUUGACAAUGGUUACUUCCUGGUACCAUGUGAAUACGAAUUGAUACAACAAUUGGAGAUAAGGACCAUCCAAAACCUAAAACGUGGUAGACAUGCAAGUGUCUAUUAUGAUCUUAUGUGUGUUCGAUUCGAUGUAAAGAGAUUUGAGAAUAUAAGUGGAGAAAAAUAUCAUAUAUAUCAAAUGAAACCAACUGUAAUUAGUACUAUUCAGCAUGAUAUUUUUUAUUAUAAAGAAAUGCAAAAUAUAUUCUUCAUGGAAUAUGAAAAACAUGUUGUAUUGAAAUGUGAUUUUGAUAAAAUCAAACAAUUAGAUCCUGAAUUACAGAAUUACGGUCUAUAUUGGAAAUCAUCCAAUGAGAAAUUUCAACAGAAAAUGAGAAGAAAAAGACAAAAUUCCAUGUGUCAAGCUGCUAAUAGUUGUGAUUUAAUAUUUCAAUUACUUCAAAGAAAUGAUGUCGGAACAUAUUAUUGUAAAUCAAACAAUUUAGGCUUAAAUAUUACUUUUUUUAAUAAAACAAAAUAUUUACUCAAAUGGAAUGAUGUACAAAUUAUGGCUUAUAAUUUAUAUGUAAAACGAGUGAAUUAUAGUUGGUCACAACAACAUACCAUAAGCAAUGGCAUUGUUGUUUUGAAUAUAUGGUCAUUCUUGUUAAUAAUUGUUUGGAUAAUUUUUCUUUACUGUAUGAACUAUGCAAAAAAGAUUCAAUCGAAUGAAUAUGUAGUGGAAUUAAUGUGGUGA